AACCUAGCAUGUUUUUGGAAUGUGGGAGGAAACCGGAGUACCCGGAGAAAACCCACGCAUGCACGGGGAGAACAUGCAAACUCCACACAGAGAUGGCCGAGGGUGGAAUUGAACCCUGGUCUCCUAGCUGUGAGGUCCCCUAAAAAUGAUCAAGUUUAUUAAUUUAUAAGUGGCUGACAACUUCCUACAAACUUACUACAAACCAGUUUUGAUUUGAACCAACACUGAUUGGUUGUCUGUUGUCAUGGAGAUGACAGGACACGUGGUCGUGUGUUGUGGGUGGGCGGGGCAGUGUUAAAAGGCGUGAAGUUCGGAUGAUGGUGAGGAGAAUUCCCUCCAUCCUCCACGUGCCGGAUGAAUUGACUCGCAGAGAGAAGAAUGUGGCGGGUUCGUCCUCAGUGACUUUGUCCUCUUUGGCGCGCCGUUCCAGGACCACGAUGGAGAUGCGCGUGCUCGCGUUGUUUUCCCCGCUCUUCUUCUUCUUCUUCGUCAUCAUCCGCGCCUCAGCCAUCGACACAGUGAACGUCGUGGACUUCUGCGGCCAGACCAUCCAAGGCGACGGCAUGAUCAUCAACUCCCACCAGGAAUCUAAAAAGUACUACUUCGUAACCAUGGGAACCGACUGCCACCUCACCAUGCAGGCCAGCUCCCCGAAGGACAAUGUCCAGUUCCACUUCCGCUUCUUCCUUGUCUACAGUUUGCUACGAGUGGCCCCUUUGAGCCCGGCCCCUCUGCUACCAGAGUCCCCAAACCCCAAACCGGACCCAGCCUCCGAGGAAAGCUCAGGGGAUCCCUGUCACGCCGGGUCAUAUGUUCAGUUUUAUGACGGAUCGGACAGGAACUCUCCUCCGCUCGGGCCGCCCCUUUGUGGGAAGAGCCCACCUCGCCCGGUGCUGUCCACGGGGAAUUACCUGACACUUCGGCUCGUCACCCGGGGUACACAGCCCAGAGUGGACUUUGUGGGGGACUUCACGUCUUUUAGACUCGGAUUCAACCAAUCGCUGUGCAGCGGUGAGCCCUACUUCACCUGCAGGAAUGGGAAGUGCAUCCCGCUGAGUCUGGUGUGCGAUGAUAAGGACAUUGACAACUGCGGGGAUGGAAGCGAUCUGGAACAAAACCUGACGACUGGGUGCAAAGCAGGCCAGCUUGUACCUCCAGAGCCUCCACCGCCGAUAGCAACCCCGCCACCUUCUUCUGCAAAGCCCCCCACAGUACCGUUUGCUCCACAUAUGAACUGUGGCAGGGCAGACAGCACGCCCAGUUAUGAGUCGGUGACAGACUCCCCCGUGUCCGUGUCCUUGUUGGUCCUCUACGUCAUCCUGGCCGUGCUGGCCGGGUGUGCGGUGCUGUGCUGGUGCUGCUGGUCCCCCGGGUGGUUUCUGUGGCGCAUCAGUAUUUUACGCUUCUUACCCUGCUGCAACAUGGUCUGCACCUCCUGCCAGCUCUGCACCCACGGCAAGGAGCACCGUUUGGCCAAAGUCACCCCCCAGCCCCCGGCCCCCACCCACAGGCCCCCACCGGCAGCGGCCGGCGCCACUACCAAUGCUGAUGAAACUGUUUCCACCGCUGCUCUUUAGACCGAGGGACAUCUUGACCACCAAAGGCGUCCAGUGGGGUGAGGCUGAGCAGUGAUUGGUCGAACCAUGGACACGGACUCCAAUCAGGUUCUGAUGAGAUGA
Messenger RNA from Doryrhamphus excisus (bluestripe pipefish), 1679 nucleotides. RefSeq names its product low density lipoprotein receptor class A domain containing 2 (gene ldlrad2). Lineage: Eukaryota; Metazoa; Chordata; Actinopteri; Syngnathiformes; Syngnathidae. Gene Ontology annotation, molecular function: protein binding. The record is from RefSeq and is a predicted model, not a curated record.